CAUGGGUUCAAUAACAGGUAACGGAACAAUCGACUUUAACGAGUUUCUGAGGAUGAUGUCACGCACAACGAUUGGCAGUGGCAACAAUGAAGAAGCUAAAAAAAGGCGAAUGGAAGCUGAAAUGCGUCAGGCGUUCAAAGUAUUCGAUAUUGAUGGUAAUGGAGUUAUUGAUGCCCAAGAAUUACGCCUCACAAUGAACAAUCUUGGUGAAAAAUUAAAUGAAAAAGACAUUAAAGCAAUGAUUAAAUCAGCAGAUAAGGACGGAGAUGGAAAAAUUAAUUACGAAGGUAUCUAA
Messenger RNA from Dimorphilus gyrociliatus, 295 nucleotides. The record is from the annotation of a GenBank genome assembly. Lineage: Eukaryota; Metazoa; Annelida; Polychaeta; Dinophilidae.